Drosophila novamexicana is the source of this 395-nucleotide messenger RNA. RefSeq names its product acyl-CoA-binding protein homolog. NCBI's taxonomy places the organism in Eukaryota, Metazoa, Arthropoda, Insecta, Diptera, Drosophilidae. Gene Ontology annotation, molecular function: long-chain fatty acyl-CoA binding. Gene Ontology annotation, biological process: fatty acid metabolic process. The record is from RefSeq and is a predicted model, not a curated record. The transcript is spliced from 2 exons. The coding region runs from base 78 to 329 and encodes 83 amino acids.
CAGCUGCCGGGUUCUAGUAUAAAAAGCCCGCCUCUUGGCACAAUUAGCACUCAUUAGCAACCGGAGCAUAAGACAUAAUGGAUUUCAACACCGCCGCCGAGAAAGCCAAGAACUUCAGCAAGACCCCCACGAACGAUGAGUUCCUGGAAUUCUACGGUCUCUACAAACAGGCCACCGUUGGCGACAACACCACCGCCGAGCCAGGUGCACUGGAUCUGAAGGGCAAGGCCAAGUGGAGCGCAUGGUCAAAGCACAAGGGUCUGUCCAAGGAUGCCGCCAAGGCUGCCUACAUUGCCACCUAUGAGAAAUAUGCGCCCAAAUACGCUUAAAUCACGCACGAUGUAAACCAAUUGACUUAACUAAUAAACGCCAGAUAUUAUGCAAAAAAAAUAUAU